Messenger RNA from Pogoniulus pusillus (Red-fronted tinkerbird), 1814 nucleotides. RefSeq names its product fucosyltransferase 10 (gene POFUT3). The transcript has 5 exons. NCBI's taxonomy places the organism in Eukaryota, Metazoa, Chordata, Aves, Piciformes, Lybiidae. Gene Ontology annotation, molecular function: alpha-(1->3)-fucosyltransferase activity. The coding region runs from base 362 to 1789 and encodes 475 amino acids. The record is from RefSeq and is a predicted model, not a curated record. Gene Ontology annotation, cellular component: Golgi membrane.
UCCGCCGGAACCGCGGUGGGCGGAGGGAGCCGGCAGGCGUCCCGCACCGCCCCGCCGCGGGGCCCCAAAGCAGCGGUGCUAGGCGUAGCGCCCGCCCUCGCGGCUCGCCGAGUCGGUGCACAAACUGAAAGUAAAAAAAUACAAACCAAACAGCCCAGCCCGCCAGCCCGAAGCCCCUCAAAUCCGAUCAGAGGGGGACGGACCACGGAGGUGAAAAGAGAAGAGACUUCUUCGGGCAGUGCUCAUCAUGGGGAAGAGUAAGAAUGACAUGGGAAAGCCCUACAGUAAAGGCUGAAGACAUUAGACAGAUUUGUCUUCCUGAUGCCCAGAUUGACUGCUCUGGCAGGCCCUGCAGUUCAUCAUGAUUAGGAUGAGGAGGAAGAAAACAUGGGCAUCUUGCUUCUGCUUUGCAGCUGCCUUUUUCCUGAUGGUGACUCUGCAGGUUAUCACAGAGCUGGGCAAUUCGGAGCAUAAGGUGGCAGUGAUCUCUGCUUUACACAGUGGCCUGUUAGAGCCUGUGGAGAGAAAUACUUUGCAGUUCAAGAAGCAGGAAUUUCACAGCAGCCUGAAGACAGAAUCUGAUACAGGUCCCUAUCCCAUCCUGCUCUGGUGGUCUCCCCUGACUGGAGAGACAGGAAGAUUGGGUCAAUGUGGAGAGGAUGUUUGCUUCUUUACUAUCAACAGGACCUACCAGCACAAUCAGAUGACGAGAGCAUUUCUGUUCUAUGGUACUGAUUUCAGUAUAGACAGCCUACCCCUCCCUCGUGAAGACUAUCAUGAUUGGGCCCUUUUCCAUGAAGAGUCACCAAAAAACAACUACAAACUCUUCCACGAGCCAACCAUAACCUUAUUCAACCACACCGCAACCUUCAGUCGCCAUUCCCACCUACCGCUGACCACUCAGUACCUCGAGAGUGUAGAGAUCCUGAAGUCAUUGAGGUACAUGAUCCCACUGCAGAUGAAGAACAAGCUGAGGAAGAGGCUUGCACCGCUUGCAUAUGUGCAGUCUGACUGCAACCCUCCCUCUGAUCGGGACAGCUAUGUGCGUGAGUUGAUGUGCCACAUAGAGGUGGACUCUUAUGGGGAAUGCCUGCAUAACAGAGACCUUCCUCAGCAUCUCAGAAGUCCAACUGCCAUGGAUAGUGGGAACUUCUAUAAGAUACUGGCACAGUACAAGUUCAUUCUUGCUUUUGAAAACGCUGUCUGUGAGGAUUACAUCACUGAAAAACUCUGGCGGCCUCUGAAGCUGGGAGUGGUACCGGUGUACUUUGGGUCUCCCAGUGUUGCAGAAUGGCUUCCUAGCAAUAAGAGUGCCAUCCUAGUAUCCAGCUUUUCACACCCUCGGGAGCUAGCCCACUACAUCAAAGCACUAGAUGCAAACGAUGGAGAAUAUGAGUCUUACCUACAGUGGAAACUCAAAGGGGACAUUUCCAACCCAAGGCUGCUCGCGGCGAUGAGGGAGCGCAGGUGGGGAGUGCAAGAUAUCACCCAGGACAAUUACAUCGAUGCUUUUGAGUGCAUGGUGUGCAACAGAGUGUGGGAAAACAUCAGAAGGAAAGAAAAGGGGUGGCUGCCCCGAAGGUGGAGGGCUGAAGUUAACCAUCUGAGCUGCCCCACACCAGAGGCAUUUUGGUUCUCGUUAUCAAACUCUGGCAGGACUUCUCUCCAAGAGAUGUGGAUACCAAGCUUCAAGCAAUCCGAGAAAGAAGCCUGGGCACUGAGGCACCUGGUGGAAAGGAACAGGAAUUUUACAGCUCAAGAAUUUUGGAUGCUUGUAUUCAAGAAUUAAACAAUGACCUGUAAAUAAGAUUAAA